CCACCACCACUGAUCCAAAAUGUCGACCUCCCUCGACCAGCUCAAACAGACUGGGACUGUUGUCGUCUCAGAUUCGGGUGACUUUGAGUCUAUCGAUGUAUACAAGCCACAGGAUGCCACGACCAACCCAUCGCUCAUUCUCGCAGCGGCCAACAAGCCUGGUUAUUCUCGCCUGAUCGAUACCGCCAUUAAUGCUGCAAAACAGAAGGGCGGAAGCCUCGAUAACCAGGUCGAAGCUGCACUCGAUCGAUUGCUUGUCGAAUUUGGCAAGGAGAUCCUCGCUAUUAUCCCUGGUCGUGUUUCAACAGAGGUUGAUGCUCGUCUAUCCUUUGACAAGGAGGCUACCAAGGCGAAGGCCAAGGAACUUAUUGCUCUUUACGAAUCCGUUGGCAUCAAGAAGGACCGUAUCCUCAUUAAGAUCGCAUCGACAUGGGAGGGUAUCCAAGCUGCUCGCGAGCUUGAACAGAACGACGGCAUUCACUGCAACUUGACACUACUCUUUGGUUUCUGCCAGGCUGUUGCGUGCGCUGAGGCUGGUGUUACCCUAAUCUCUCCCUUCGUAGGACGUAUCCUUGACUGGUAUAAGAAGAGUACUGGAAAGAACUACGAGGGUGACGACGACCCUGGUGUCCAGUCCGUCAAGCGCAUUUUCAACUACUACAAGCAGCACGGAUACAAAACCAUCGUCAUGGGUGCUUCGUUCCGUAACAGUGGCGAGAUCAAGUCCCUCGCUGGUAUUGACUUCCUCACUAUCGCACCCGCUCUCCUCGAAGAACUUAAGAAUUCAACGGACCCUGUACCAAAGAAACUUGACGCUGCACAAGCUGCACAGGCAAACCCGAUCCCUAAAGUUUCCUUCAUCGACAACGAACCUGAGUUCCGCUGGGAGUUACUGCAGGAACAGAUGGCGUUUGAUAAGCUCCAUGAAGGUAUCAAGAAGUUUGCGGAUGAUGCGGUGACGUUGAGGAAACUUCUGCGCGAGAAGCUGUCUGCCUAAGUGCUAAC
Molecule: messenger RNA, 1005 nt
Organism: Fomitiporia mediterranea MF3/22
Lineage: Eukaryota; Fungi; Basidiomycota; Agaricomycetes; Hymenochaetales; Hymenochaetaceae
Product: transaldolase
Exons: 8
Coding region: 20-997 (325 amino acids)
Biological process (GO): pentose-phosphate shunt; carbohydrate metabolic process; pentose-phosphate shunt, non-oxidative branch
Cellular component (GO): cytoplasm; intracellular anatomical structure
Molecular function (GO): transaldolase activity
Source: RefSeq, a predicted model, not a curated record